AGGAAGCGAAAAGAGGGGAAGAAACAUGGUGUACGUAUGUGACACGGACGCAAUAAAAGAAAGAGAGGGGCCCCUGGGAAGAAUGGCUGGGCAAGUAGAGAAGAGACACGUAGACGCAUAUAGAAGAGAGAGAAGUUACUAAAAAUGAGAUUGUGAAGGAGUGGGAGGAGAAGGAUCUGGUAUAUUUAAUUAAUGAAAGAAUGAAAGUAAUGAUGAUCGGUGUUCUUGGAGAAUGAAAGAGAAGAUGAGAGAGAGUUAGAAGGCAUAGAUUAAUUAGAAUAGAGAUAGGAGAAGAGAAAAGAGGAGGGUAUGAAUGAUUACAAGGGAAGAGAAGGAGAAAGUGUUGUUGUUCGGAAGCGAAUCAAAGAUAAGACGCAGCACCAACAACAAGAACAACAACAUAAUCACCGACAACCCAGUCCUUCCACUGCAAGGCCACCCCAGUUUCACCGUCGCUCCGUCUCCCUCCCUAACAAUCAACACGAGGAAUCUGAAACAGAUAACGAAGGAUCUGAAGUUAGUGUUUCAGAAGGGGAUGACUCAUGCUGGAUCUCAUGGUUUUGCAAUUUGAAAGGAAAUGAGUUCUUGUGUGAAGUCGAUGAUGAUUUUGUACAAGACGAUUUCAACCUCUGUGGAUUAAGCAGUCAAGUGCCUUACUAUGAUUAUGCAUUGGAUUUAAUUUUGGAUGUUGAGCCCUCCCACGGAGACAUGUUCACAGAGGAACAGAAUGAGUUAAUUGAAUCUGCAGCGGAGAUGCUUUAUGGUCUGAUUCAUGCUAGGUACAUUUUGACAAGCAAAGGAAUGGCUGCAAUGCUUCACAAGUUCAAAAACUUGGACUUUGGCAGAUGUCCAAGAGUUUACUGCUCUGGACAACCCUGCCUUCCAGUUGGACAGUCAGAUAUUCCUAGGUCAAGUAAUGUAAAAAUAUUUUGCCCCAAGUGUGAAGACACUUAUUACCCAAAGUCCAAGUAUCAAGGUAACAUGGAUGGAGCUUAUUUUGGAGCUACGUUUCCUCACCUCUUUCUGAUGACUUACGGGAAUCUGAAGCCACAAAAGCCAUCACAGAACUAUGUACCAAGAGUUUUUGGUUUCAAAGUUCACAAGUCCUGAAGCUGGGUGGAAUUUCAAGCUUUCAAACUAUGUACCAAGAGUUUUUCCCUUUGUUGUAUUUCUUUAAAAUGCAGUGGAUUUUGAGUUUCUGAAAUGAGUAUAGUCUAGAUAUACGUUUUUGUAAACUGUAAAGAUAUAUGCAGGCACCUACAACAAGGCAGCUAGAGCUUAAUUUUUCUUUCAGUUUCAAAUUCAGUCUGCCUUUGUAAAGCUUUUUCUGAUAGAAUUCUCGAUCAAGUACUCCAAUGCACUUUCUUAUCAAAUGUAUUCAUGUCGUUUACUUAUGAAAUUGAUUCCUGCUUCUUGCCA
Molecule: messenger RNA, 1419 nt
Organism: Vigna angularis (adzuki bean)
Lineage: Eukaryota; Viridiplantae; Streptophyta; Magnoliopsida; Fabales; Fabaceae
Product: putative casein kinase II subunit beta-4
Exons: 5
Coding region: 310-1110 (266 amino acids)
Cellular component (GO): protein kinase CK2 complex; cytoplasm
Molecular function (GO): protein kinase regulator activity
Source: RefSeq, a predicted model, not a curated record